Molecule: messenger RNA, 3070 nt
Organism: Haliotis rubra (blacklip abalone)
Lineage: Eukaryota; Metazoa; Mollusca; Gastropoda; Lepetellida; Haliotidae
Product: tumor necrosis factor alpha-induced protein 8-like
Exons: 3
Coding region: 286-858 (190 amino acids)
Biological process (GO): regulation of apoptotic process
Cellular component (GO): cytoplasm
Source: RefSeq, a predicted model, not a curated record
CCUCCUGCUAACUUCGAACUGCGGAAACUUCGCCAAGAGUUUAAGCGAGUUGGUGACACAACCACAUCAGAAGUUAAGAUAACUUUCCUACAGAUCUUGGAUUAUUCAUGACACAAGAAGUGUGUGCAGCAGCAGCAGCAGCAGCUACUCAAGCAUCCUGACCCAGCGGCUGCCACUGUGGCUCGAACCCCCCAGCCCACCUCGACAUCUAGCACUCCACGCAUGAUAGCUCACUACCCUGUGGUGCUGCAGACACUCUGACGAUAUACACAGAGGCCACACAACAUGGCAGAGCCAGGGGCAGGGUUUGACUCCCGGGGAAUGGGACUGCGGGUACAGAAGAACCUCCUUGGGAAAAUGUCCAGCAAGUCCAUUGCCAAGGUCUUCAUAGAUGAAACAACGGGCCGAGUGCUGGACAACACACACAGAAUUAUCAAAGAUUAUGCCAGCACAAAAAAAGAAGCUGAAAAAGUAAUGAAGUACAUUAUCAAAACAGUUGUCAAAGUUGGGAUUUUGUUUCGUAAUGAUCAAUUCAACGCAGAAGACCUGAAAGUUGUUGAAAGCUUCAAAACCAAGUUUCAUUCACUGGCCAUGACAGUUAUCAGUUUCCAUGAAGUGGAUUUCACGUUUGAUGUGAGUUAUCUGUGCAAGACAUUGGAGGAGUGUAAAGCCUUGCUUCAAAAGCUCAUAGCUCGGCAUCUUACUGACAAGUCCAAAACUCGGGUGGACAUUGUGUUUAACUUCUUUGCUCAGCCUGACCUACUGAAUGCUGUUUUCCAGUCAGACAGUAAAUACUCGGAGACGUUUGAUGCCAUAGUUAAAGACAUGCACAAGAUGAUGGAUGAUGGCAACCUAUAGUCCUGCACAGGCUGAACUUAGGAGCAGUAAGGGGGCAAGGAUACAACUCUACAUGGUCAGCCUUCUCUCAGGGACAGGUCACUUAGAUUAGUGGGCAGGGAGUCUUUGUCUUUCAGUUUACUAAAAGAUAAGCCCUCCUUUUUACUGUUCUUUUGGGUCACACUUUUUAACAAUAUUUAGUCUUACAUAAAUAAUUUUCAACAGAAUGGAGUAAUUGCUUUUACAACCUUGACCUUCCCAGGAGUAACCUUGACCUUCCCAGGAGUUGUAGAAACAACCACUUAUUGUUUUCAUGCAUAAAUUUGGUGUUACCCUUUUGUUGACUGGGCCUUCUUCUGUUGUGCUGCCCACAGUUUGGCAGUAUCCUUGCUUCCCUUGGCAUAACGAGCUAUUUUACAGUUGGUGUCUUGACAUAUUGUACAAAAUCAUGUGUACAGUUGAUAUGCUCCAUUUUGGUUUUGGAUAUUGUCAAAACAUUUAAAAAAGGAAGAUUGCAUAUUUUACCAGUGUGUUCAACAGUGACUUAUCAAAACAGUUUGUGCCUUACAUUGGAAGAAAUAAGUAAUUACUAGAACCACAACAAGAAUCUUGGAAUAGCUGACAGGUCAAUUUGGUAUCUAGUGCUUUAUAAGGCUGAAACACCUACAACUGGUUUUAUUUUAUGUCCUGGAAACCGAUUUAAUGUCUGUAUGUCACAGCUAAUCAGGUUAUUUCAUCAAGAGAUUGGGACCAUAUAUAUUUUUGGAUGGUAUUUUUCUAUGAAAUGGAAAUCAGAUUCCUGCUACUAAGAUUUUCGUUGAUUUCAUGUCCAUUGUUCAUUAAGAAUCCCAACUAUGUAACUAAUUCUUCAUUCUGCUGGGAGGGACAUGCAAUUUGAAUCAUUAAUGUUGGUGCUCCAAAUACACUCACCAGGCACAUUGAUUACUGAAGUAUAUCACAAUAUUGGACCACAAGGGUUUUUUUGACAUGUGUAACAGCCAGUAGUCAUGUCUGUCAUCUACUCUGUCUUCCCUAGUCAAGCCAAAGGUUGCUGUGAUGCAAAACAUAGAGGGUACUACGGCAGCUAAUUUGGAAGUCUGGUAUGGGCAGGCAGCCCAAUGUUCUAUUGUUUUUUGAGGCUUGUUAGAAUGUACUGUCUGAUCUUUCCUGCUAUGUGUUUAUUCCACGUAAAGGCCAGAAAUUGAAAUUCUACAGCAGUUAAGGGGAAGGAGUCUGAGGAUGGGAUCUGUCCUGGCCCUGUCAGCAGUGUGGUCAGUAAGCCAUGCACAUCUCGUUUCAAGACUCUAGAUAAAGGCGUUGUUGCUUGGCAUACUCCAGAAAUGUACCCUUGUCAAAUCGUAAUUCAGAGAUAUAACCCAGCUCGCCAGUGCCUAGCACUGGAGUCACUUGCAUUGUCCAUUCAUCAGUGUGUGAUACUGUUUCCUUUGUGAACAUUAUCCUACAGGACUCUGCAGAAUGAAGAAUCAUGCUGUAAUGAAACUAUGUAUAAAAACCACUGUCAUCAUUUGUUAACAAUAAUGUAUUUCCACAUUAUACACACUUCACAAGUGAAACCAGUUUCACACCCUGUGAUAAUUUCGCGUAUUUCGUGCCAUGCAGAGUAAAACUACAGUGCGUGUUUGUAGUACUCAGUGCAAGCUUGAUGCCACACAGUUUAGCUGACUUGAAGAUCAUAUAGAGGUUUAUAUCUAUGCAACACAUAUCAUUCAUUUCCAUAUGUAUAUGGGUCAGCAUUAACUUUCUGGGACUAUGGUUAGGAAUAUGUGCCAUUCAGUAUAAGCUAGAGAGCACCUGUAACAAACAAGGCAGGUAUGUAAGGUUCUGCUUCAACACCAAUGUGCCAAUGCCUCAAAACUGUACUCAUCAUUUGUACAUUUCCAGUUGGUGAUGAACACUUUUUACUGUCCUGCACAAAGGCUGCUUGCCAUGUUGUUUCCUGGCAUCAGUGAUGAAGCAACUGUGCCACUGCACAAAGGCUGCUUGCCAUGUUGUUUCCUGGCAUCAGUGAUGAAGCAGCUGUGCCACUGCACAAAGGCUGCUUGCCAUGUUGUUUCCUGGCAUCAGUGAUGAAGCAGCUGUGCCACUGCACAAAGGCUGCUUGCCAUGUUGUUUCCUGGCAUCAGUGAUGAAGCAGCUGUGCCACUGCACAAAGGCUGCUUGCCAUGUUGUUUCCUGGCAUCAGUGAUGAAGCAGCUGUGCCACUGCACAAAGG